GCACAAACAAAAAUGUAGACACGAUAAUCUAUUGGUGUAAUCUGUAGGCUACAAAUCAUUUCGACUGAGCAAAUAGUUAAAGAUAAUGUCUUUUCGAGAUGUUAGAGACCUCUCGGAGCACCUAAAGCUGCUAGGCUACCCGAACAACAUUCCCAUCUCUGUGCUUAACACCCCUUUCGGUGGACCCGAGAGUUUUGUCGCCUACUCGGACAUACUUACGUGGCUCGUAAGUCGGCUGGAGCCAAACCUGCAGCUCGCAGGAGGCACUCGCACCGAACAAGAUCGUAUUGCUUUCGUUCGAUCGGCUACCGAGUUUUUAGUGACAAAGUCCAACAUCAAGGUGAAUCCUCGCAAACUGUACGCAAGCUCGGCAGCAGCAUCCGCUGAACUGCUAAAGGUCACAUCUCUACUGAUCUCAUCACCAAAAGUAACAGGAGCGGAUGAUGAAUCUAUAAAAUCUCACGUUGAAAUUGAUUUGUCCGAUAAAAUAGAGGAUCUGAAAAAGGUGCGAGGGUUAUCGUCCGAGCUAACCAACAGAGGAGCAACCCUUCACGAUCUACUUCGGAAAGAAUUGGUGAAUCGAGAAACUCGUACAAUCCAAUCCAGUCGUCCACUGGAGUUGGCUACAGUCGAGAAGGUUAUCAAAUCGGCAUUAGGUACGCUUGAGUCUAAGCUGGGCAACUCCCGGGCAACCCUAGAGAAUCUUAAAGCUGAGAAUGGCAAUCUCCACUCCAAAAUACAACGUAAAUCAUCCGAGCUGGAACGAUCGAAGCAACGCUUACAGGCACUGCAGAAAGUUCGACCCGCCUAUCUGGAAGAGUUCGAAAAGCUCGAGGUCGAACUGAAAAACCUAUACGAACAGUACAUCAUUCGUAUUCGGUGUGUAGACGCUUUAAAAUCGCAACUGAUCAGCAAAAAUCGUACCCCUACACCGACUUCACCGAUCGCCAAAAUGGUCGAUAGCAGCUUGACUAUCCUGCCUGAGGGGUUGAUGGAUUCUGAUGAUGAAAACGACGAUGAUUUGGAUGAUUUCGAUGAACGAGAAGACGUGAAACUGAAGUCCGACAAACGUGUACUGAGGAGUGAGCUACUAAACCGUGAUCGUGGAUCUACAAGAUUCCGCAGCAGACAUGCUGAAGGGGGUGCUCCCCCUAUGAGCGGACGCGAUCGGGCUCGGGUUAUCGGCAGCAUGAAUGAUGAUCUAGGACCGCUAGAUAGUUCCCUGGGGAGCUCGGCAGAGUCGGAAAGUGAUCUGGAAAUGAAUGGUAGUAAUGGAUUAAUCGAUGAGCUCCGCACGGACGACGACGACGAAGACGACGAAAGUUUGACAAAGCUGACUAGGGAAAAUUCAACACUCAAUCGCAGCGCUAAGCAGGACCAAAGUGACGAGGAUUUCUAAUUCUUUCAAGUAAUUAACGAGUCACGUUUUUUAAAACACAAUAAAAAUGUACAUCAAUUUAUACACCAGAAAUACGCAAUAGUAGUGACGUCGAGGGUUGCAUUAAAAUCAACUUGAGCAGGGCUAGGGCUUUCUUUCCAAUACUUAC
This is a messenger RNA of Wyeomyia smithii (pitcher-plant mosquito), 1547 nucleotides long. It is a transcript of the gene Cluap1, whose product is annotated as clusterin-associated protein 1. The coding region runs from base 86 to 1399 and encodes 437 amino acids. Gene Ontology annotation, biological process: cilium assembly. The transcript has 3 exons. The record is from RefSeq and is a predicted model, not a curated record. Lineage: Eukaryota; Metazoa; Arthropoda; Insecta; Diptera; Culicidae. Gene Ontology annotation, cellular component: cilium; intraciliary transport particle B; centrosome.